Aureobasidium subglaciale EXF-2481 is the source of this 4881-nucleotide messenger RNA. RefSeq lists its product as uncharacterized. Bases 1 to 4881 code for a protein of 1626 amino acids. The record is from RefSeq and is a predicted model, not a curated record. Gene Ontology annotation, molecular function: phosphatidylinositol-4,5-bisphosphate binding; actin filament binding. The transcript is spliced from 4 exons. Gene Ontology annotation, biological process: actin filament severing; barbed-end actin filament capping. Lineage: Eukaryota; Fungi; Ascomycota; Dothideomycetes; Dothideales; Saccotheciaceae.
AUGGACGAUACGCCCGAUCUCGAUACCAACGCCUUCCUCGAGAGCGUGCGCGAACUCAAAGAGAAGAGACAGAGGGAAGACAACGAGCGUCAGGAGCAAUUAGAAGCGCAGAUCGCGAGUUCACGAUUGGCAAGAAAGCUAGAGAGCGAGAGAGGCAUGGCCUCACCAUCAAUGUCUCCGUCAACAAGUCCGCACCGAGCAUCGCCUAGCAGCGCCGUCCCAUCUCGCGCCAGCACUCUAUCGCGCCAACCCCGCAGUCGACCCAUGUCAGUCGACAUGGGCUCGCCCACCAGGGCCUCCUCCGUCAGGCCCAUGAGCAUGAUGUCCAUCCCUGAGAAGGGAGCGCCCCUUCCCUCACGCGACUCACAGCGCUUUGCUGCGCCCGACAGUGCUGAUGCGGGUCUUGGCCGUGCCAUGUCAAGCGCCCAGAGCCGCCUGGAUCGUCCCAGCUCGCCAACGAAGGGAAUGGGUGGCUUUGUGCAGAGUGCUAUGCUUAAGCGCAACGACAGUGUCAACAAGAGAUGGAGUGUCACGGCCGGUCCUUCUACCUUGACCCGCAACGACUCGACAGCCAGUUUCCGCAGUGGCACCAAUGCCGACGACAUACCCUCGCGACCUACCUCAAGUCAUAGUACCAUGAGCAACUUGAACAUUGCUCCCGAAGCAGACGUCAAGGAGGAGAAGGUCGAGAGAUCAUCCACUACCAGACAUUCGCGCUCGAGGUCCAUGGCCUCUUUCUCGGGCCAUGAGCCAAUUCCCGAGGGGCUCAUGUCACCACCACUGAGCCCGAACAAAAGAUGGAGUCGCAGCCCAACUAAGGCUAGUUGGCUUGAGAGCGCUCUCACUCGUCCGGAUUCGCCCAAGCCGCUUGCAUCACCACAGUCGACCCAGCCAAGUUGGAUGGCUGACCUCGCAAAGGCGAAACAACAGCGUGGAACUGCCGAAACGUCGACAUCACAAGAGAACCCAGAUGCCGCAAAGGCUCACGAUACGCCCACAAUUGGCCAGGGCUUGCUGAAGAGGUCAUCCAUGAGGAACACACCAACACACUCUCCAAGCGCAUCAAGGAAUGUCACACCACCCACAAAGGCCAAGCCUAUCUCACUCGCCGGCAAAUCUGCCCUUUCUGAACUUCAUACUCCUUCGCUCGACUUUAUACCAAAGGUGCCCGCGCGAUCCGAUGUCGAAAAGCAAGAGCCAAUCAAAGAGGCACUCAAACAGGAGGUUGCUGAAGAAAAGCCAACUCUCGAAGAAAAGCCGGUGGAGAUCACGCAGACCCACGCAGCGAAAAACUCUACACCCAAGAGGGAAGAGGCAGCCAAGUCAGUGUCUUCCAAGCCGAGUGUACUUGCAUCAGGUUUCACCGAGAAGGAGCCAGUCAAGCCAGCUGCUCCAAAGCCGAAUGCCUUGUCAUUAGCACCUAGUCUACCACCCAAGCCACAGACUUCCGACUCUGUCAACUCCACUGCGUCCUCAUCGCCCCGUUUUCCUGUCUUGAAAACCCCGGAGCUGAGAUCUGGCGAGUUUAAAUCCCCUGAAUUGAAGCAAGAGACCACACCGAAGACGGACUUCCGAUCGGGUCUGAAGUCAAGAAGUGGUACUAUCGGCGCACAAACACAGCAAGAGCCCGAGUUCAAAGCUUUGUUUGGCAAGCUUAAGAAAGCCUCGACUGAGAAGUAUGUGGCCCCCGACGAGCUGAAGAGCAACAUUCUUCGCGGUAAAGCGGGUCUAUCUCUCAGUGCUGGUCCUCAAAAGACAGAGCGACGCGAUGAGUUGAAGGAAAGUCUGCUGAAGAAGAAGGAAGAGAUGAAUAAGGCCGCUACAGAGAAGCCCGCAUCAGAACCGAAAAUCUCACCGAUACCUUCGACCGUACCAGAGGCACUCUCAAUCAGAAAGCAGCUCGGCCGAUCUAACAGCACCUUGAACAUUCCCGCUCCCGCCAAAUCACACAGAGACAUUACGCCUGAGGCUCUCUCCUUCCACAAGAACCUUAGAGGCAAGCCAAAGGUACCUGCCCCCGAGAAGAGGAGCAGUGUCACUGAAAAGGUAGAGCUCAAACGUGCUUCUGUCGAAUGUAAGCCGCCCGCUAUAACAGCGGAGAAGAAUCCUGUCAACGGAGCGUUGAAAACGAGAGAGGCCGAGAGCAAGUCGGAACCGCUGGGUCGAGAGCUUUCCGAGCCUGAGAAACGUGAGCUGCCCAAGCCAGCGAAACAGGAGCUUCCUAAACCAGUACAGCAGGAGCCAUCUAAAUCGCAGGUGAUAUCAAGGCCUACGUCGAAUAGAAUUGCCGACAGAUUCAACCCAGCUUUAGCGGGAUUGUUAGCACGUGGCCCGCCAAGCACCUCAAAUACUCCUCCAUCGGGUAGUCCCUUCUCUCCUCCUGCGAUCAGCCGUGUCUCUACCGCCCAAGAUGAGGAAUCGGGCGAGGGCACUCAGCUCACACACAUGACUAAAAGUCGUGCCAAAGGACCGAAGAGACGCAAGCCCAAGUCCAGUACACCCGUGGAUACAGUCAAAGCGACCCAUGCGCCUGUGGAUACGAUCAGGGCAACACCGGUACCCGAGAAGCGUAUCUCCUCGAUCACGUCUGGAUCCGAACAGCGUGCGUCAUCCAUCCAGUCGGCCAAAUCUAUCGAUUUGCCAUCACCAAGCUCGCCCGUGACUCAGACUCCCGUGCAACCCCGGCCCAAGUCUGCAGCUGUAAGGGCAGCAUCAAUCAAUCUUUCAAGACCAUCGGUCGCUGAGGAGGAAAAGCCCAAGACUCUUACUCCAACAAAGUCAAUGACAUUCCCAUCUGUACAAUCGGAAAAGCCAAAGACUCCUGUUUCGACGAGAUCAUCGCUAGAAGUGGCAGCAAGCACUGGAGCAGAGAAAGCUAAACCCACCACGCCUGUCAAGCCAGUGCUGGAAACUCCUUCGUCGAUGGCUAACGACAAGCUGUCGACCCCCGUUUCUGUCAAACUUCCCCUUCGCACAUCUUCGACCGGCUCUCUCGUCAGCACACAGACUGCUCCAACCUUUGCUUCUCCGCAAUCUACUACACGCCAGCCGUCUGGCUUCAGUCGGCCUCUCCCUGGUAAGGCCCUUCCGGGCAUGACUGGGACAAGAUCUCAGGAUAAGCCUUUGCCGCCUUUGAACACGACUGAGGCCAAUAAGGAAAACCAAAGUUUCUCGUCGGUAAAGGGUGCUGCUUCCAUGUGGGGCAAGCCAGCACAACAAAUCACGCCACAGAAGCGCGCUCCGAUCGAGUUGCCCACGAGGAAGGAUGAAGAGGCCGCCAUGUUGUCUGCUGGACUUCUCUCGAACUCGCCACUUAGAUACAAUGCAUCGCCGAAGCAAGGCCUCGGUAUCACCGAAGAUUCAAUAAGCCAACCAAAGCGAGGCAACGGCUAUGAACACGUACAACCGCCCAGUGCUGGAGCUCCGCCAAAGCCAGCAAGGAGCUCAAGAGUCGUCAGCGGUCAACUCAGUGCCAAAGACCUACCAAAUCUGCCAAAUAUGCCUGAUCUCCCAGCUGCACGCGAACUCUCCAACUUCUUCAGCAACGUGCCUACAUCAAGUAACCAACUGCAGUUGAAGACAGACACGCAAACAGUCUUGCGCUCUCGUCCCGGCGAGUCCGAUAAGACUAAGACUCUACGCUAUUCGAUCCAGGAGAUCAAGUCAGACGGUACUCUGAUCCCUCUGCCGGCACAACAGGAGCACAUCUUGUAUGAAAGCUCUAUGUAUAUCUGCACACAUAUCUUUCACACUGCCAACAUGACCAGGAUGGCCGAAGUUUAUCUAUGGUGUGGUGACCUCAUCUCCGAGUCAACAAUUCGAGAGACGCAAGUCCACGCCAAACAAGUCACGAGAGAGGCUGGAGUGGGCCAGAAGUCGACUCAACUCUACAUCAUCGACCAGGCUCGCGAACCAGCUAACUUCUUCCAAGCACUUGGUGGUAUCGUGAUCACUCGUCGUGGCUCACGUGCAGAGAGUUUGAAAGAGCCUUACAUGUUGUGCGGUCGCCCACAUAUGGGUCACAUCGCAUUUGACGAAGUCAACCGCAGCAAAAGCAGUCUCUGCUCCGAAUAUCCGUAUAUCCUCGCUCGUCCUAUAACUCUCCAGGAGACCAAGAUUUGGCUCUGGAAGGGCAGCGGAUGUGGUGCUACCGCAAUCGGAAGUACUAGACUGAUAUCUAUGGAUCUCAACCCUGGUGGUGGAUUCUCCGAGGUCGACGAAGGCAAAGAGACGGCCGAGUUUCUUGCUGUGAUUCACGAUUCGGGUAACGCAAUUGUCUGCCAACCCCCGGCCUUGUGGAAGGGCAAGUGUGGCAAUUGGGAUCACUCUUCGGUGCGUUUGUUCAGAAUUGAGGCGCAGGAGAAGCCCAAGCAAACCGCCACCUCACUGUUCACGAGCUACUUCUCUCGCCGUCCUUCUUGGAGCGCACCAAAGUCGCCUAAUCCCGAUCACCCUGGCCGCGACGGCUCGGGCAAAUCACCAACUUCUGAAUUCGAGGGGUUGAUCUCUGAGGUCGCACCUUUCACACAAGACGACUUGGAGCCUGAAGGAUGUUAUGUCCUAGAUGCCAAUUCAGAGAUCUUGGUCCUGCCUGGACCGUUGCUUUCGAAACAGCCAUUGUGGCAGCAUGCAUUCGUGCAGGCUUGUCUGUUCGCACACGACUAUGCCAUCCUGUCAGCUAGUCUAGAAGAUAGACCUGCUAUUCCCAAGGCGAGGGUUGUGCUAGGCGGGCUUCCGAGGGAAGUCAAGAUCAAAUUCAGACGUUGGGAUGAGAGGAGAAGUCUUUGGGGUUCUGGCGGCUUGAUGGCUGGGAAGAUGACUGGAGACGAGAGCGGCAUGAUUGAUGUAAGAGAUGUUUUGGGUGUUUGUUGCGCGCUUUGA